ACAGAACAUUCUACUUUUCAGGUUCUUGUUAUAAUGUUAUUCGGGUUCCUCCAGAGAAGGUAGACCUUGGGGAUACAAUCCAUGGCGCCCAGGUGAUAUGUUCUAUUCCUUCUGCAGAGAGUAUGAAGCCUUUUCAUAGCUUUGGAAUGACAAAGAACUACAUGAUCAUCAUAGAAAAGCCUCUGAAGAUGAAUCUAUGGAAAAUCAUCACUUCUAAAAUUCAGGGAAAGUCCUUUUCAGAUGGAAUAAGCUGGGAGCCCCAGUAUAAUUCACGGUUUUAGGUGGUAGAUAAGCACACUGGACAGCUUCUUCCAGGGAUGUACUACAGUAAACCUUUUGUUACUUUUCAUCAAAUCAAUGCCUUUGAGGACCAGGGCUGUGUUAUAAUUGAUUUGUGCUGUCAAGAUAAUGGAAGAAGCCCAGAAGUUUACCAACUACAGAAUCUUAGGAAAGCUGGGGAAGGGCUUGAUCAGGUCUAUAAUUCAGCAGCUAGAUCUUAUCCUCGAAGGUUUGUUUUGUCCUUACAUGUCAAUUUGAAUGCCCCUGAAGGAGAGAACCUCAGCCCAUUGUCCUAUUCUUCAGCCAGUGCUAUGAAACAGGCUGAUGGAAAGAUUUGAUACUCUUAUGAAACUCUACAUCCUGAGAACUUAGAGGAGGAAGGAGGUAUUGAAUUUCCCCAGAUCAACUAUGGCCAAUUCAGUGGCAAAAAGUGUCAUUUUUUCGAUGGCUGUGGCUUGCGGCAUUUGGUGGGGGAUUCUGUGGUCAAGGUUGACGUGGUGAACCAGACGCUGAAGGUGUGGAGAGAAGAUGGCUUUUAUCCCUCAGAGCCUGUUUUUGUUGGUCUGAAUGAAGAAGAUGGCGGGGUUAUUCUUUCUGUGGUGAUCACCUCCAACCAGAAUAAAAGCAAUUUUCUCCUAGUCUUAGAUGCCAAGAACUUUGAAGAACUGGGCUGAGCAGAGGUGCCUGUGCAAAUGCCUUAUGGAUUCCAUGGCACCUUCAUAAACGUCUGAUGGAAGAACCACAAGGUCUGGGAACUAGGCUUAAAAUGAAUGUGUUCUGUACAGAAGAAAAUGAAAAAGGGCACCAUCCAAACCAUAGGCAUCUGGUUUUUAAAUUUCUAUUAAAAACAGAAUUCAUGAGAUAAUGAUGGUUUCACAUUUUUUAAGUGCUCUUCCUUGAAAACGUUAAGUGCUGAUACAACCUUUUGAAGAGAGUUUUAAAUUUAUAUUUACUGUAUACAUCUUCCUCUAGGUAAUAAGCAUACAUGAAAGAAAAACUAGAACUGGGUCAUUACCACCACCAGAUAGGUGGGUAACAGAGAUCCUCACACUUGGGAGAAGAAAUACAAAUAAUCAUAGAUAGUAGAAUAUGAAUAUAGAUCUGAAAAGCACCAUUUUUUUGCAUCACAGCCUGCCUGGGACUACUGGUCCUCAGGUAGUCCAGAGGACAGGCAGCCAGCUUCCUCUAAACUGGCUGUUUCUCUGCUGUCCGCAGCAGAUGACACUGCAGGUGAACUGCCCACUACUACCUCCCACCCUGCCCCCAGCUCAGCCUUGGGAGGGUGUUGUUUUCAGGGACACUGCUAAAAUCAGGCAUUUCUUCUCAUCUCCAGGUGUACAGUUCUUCAGGGAUUGAGAAGUCGGUAGUUCUUCAUUUAGUUGGGCAACAGGUGGCACUAGAGACCAUUAAAUCUCCACAUUUCAAAACCCCACCAGCUUUUAUCCAUAGCCUAAAUCAGCCUAGAUCUGUCACUUAAACCACAUUCUUGUCAACACCCUCAAAAUCUCUUGUUCCCUUUUCCUUCAUUUAUGCUCCUUCCCUCCACUGAACUCUAACCCUGAGCCAGUGAAACCUUCCAUGCGCCCUCUGCAUGUUGAAUAUUGCUGGAGAAGUCCCCAAACAUGUCUUUUGGGGUAACUGUGAACUCGUGAUUAGAUCACUGCUCAGUCCUGGGCCAACAUAGUUUCUUCUCAAUUUUCCUUAAGAGUUAUUAUGAACUUCACAAACCCUGUCCUCUUUAGAGAAGUGUUCCAUAUAUACAGAUGCCACCUGUGGGGGUUUACAGUGUGACAAUAAAGUAAAAGUUCUAAGUUUUGUGUUUGGUUUGGUGAGAUACAGAACAACAGCAGCACGUACAGAAUGGCAAGAAGAUGCCUAAACAGAAUAUAGCAGAUGUGGGAGCUUAGAGGCCGAGGUAACCAUAAAAACAUAAAUCCCGAUAUUUCACGGAAGUCCCAAAAAGGCAUGGUACUCCCCCAGAAAGGACAUGGGGGUUUGAUCUAAAUCUUACCUGAAUCUGAAGGGUGAGGGAGACUCUAGCUGACAUCUGAGAAGUACACAGGUUCAUGUCUUUCCUCUGUUUAUAAACCUUUCCUCCAUCCUAAUUUAUAGAGAGUGAAGUGCAAACAUAUAAAGAUUAGUGUAACCAUAAGAUUUUGACACAAGGAUGCCUGAAUUCUGCCUUGGCCCUGCCGUCUAUAAGGUUCUUGAAGGAGAAGACAAAAAGGGAUCAAUGCUAUUUUCUUAUAUAGAUGCAUAUGCCUGGUAAUCCAAUGCAGAAAGUUUUGGUAAAAUUGAGUGAGCAUAUGAAUAAGGCUCAAAGCCUAGGCAGGGCCUCUUCCUCUCUCUAAGCCCAGUUCAUCACUGGCCAGUGUCCAGAGACUCAAGGACAGGGGUAUGUGGUCCACUAGUAAGGGAAAAAGAGAUUAGUGCCCACCCUAGUGUGCAGGAGACCAGCUCCCACAAGUCCAGGGGAACCCCUUUGGUGGAGACGGCGUUGCGAGGAAAAAAGAAAGACACUCGGAGACACAGAAGCGCUUUUUCUAGAAGAGAAGUGUCUCAUUUUAUUGUUACAGCAUGUCCCUUUUUAUACUGGACAGUUGACCAUUACAUCAUUGAGCUAUUUUUUCAGAGACAAACUUUUACCCAUUUGUGUUCUACAUAGUUUCAUUAUUUUUUCUUCCCAAGGUCUAUUCUAAGGGAUGGCGGUUAAAAUUUUUGCUAGUAAGCCGUUCCCCCCCCCACCCCCCCUCUCCGGGUCGGGGAGUGGAGUUUGAGGGAGUGGGGAAACAAAUGUUCCCAAAGCGAGAUAAAGUAUAGCAAGUAGAAACUGCUAACAGGCUGGCAAUUCACUCUGUAACUUUCAAGGUUGUUUGUGACGUAG
This is a messenger RNA of Hipposideros armiger (great roundleaf bat), 3163 nucleotides long. It is a transcript of the gene BCO2, whose product is annotated as beta-carotene oxygenase 2. The record is from RefSeq and is a predicted model, not a curated record. Gene Ontology annotation, biological process: carotene catabolic process; retinal metabolic process. Gene Ontology annotation, molecular function: beta-carotene 15,15'-dioxygenase activity; carotenoid dioxygenase activity. NCBI's taxonomy places the organism in Eukaryota, Metazoa, Chordata, Mammalia, Chiroptera, Hipposideridae. Gene Ontology annotation, cellular component: mitochondrion.